AAUUACAGCCAGCUGUCAUGCUGACGUUAUCUAAUCCCAAAUCCAAAUGUGAACCUGUCUGUAGACCAAUCACAUAAAGCUGGUGUAAUAAAUUCCACUCUCUCUUUGAAAAAAGUUACGUACUCUUUCUUCCUUUUACUUCGCAGCAAAACUACACAAAGAUUCUAUGCAGAGAAUUUAAGUAGAAAGAGAAAAAGACCGUCAGUCACACAGAAGACUUUCUUGGAAGAAAUAGUAUCAGAAUUGCGGUACAGAGUGAGACCCAGAUACAGAAAUGGGGUUUUCAGUAUAGGUCCAGUGAAAAGAUAAGAGCUUUGAGGCUAAAGCUAAAAUGGGUUUUCUUCACUUUCUCAUUUCUGUGCUUCUUUUGCUCAUAUUUUCUGCUCCACGACCUGUUCGUGGAAAUGUUGAGCUGAAAGCUCUCAUGGAGUUGAAGUCCUCGCUAGACCCGGAGAACAAGUUGUUGCAGUCGUGGACGAGUGAGGGUGAUCCAUGUAGUGGUUCAUUUAUGGGCGUAGCAUGCAACGAGCAUCGCAAAGUGGCCAACAUUUCUUUGCAGGGAAAGGGUCUCUCCGGCAAGGUCUCAGGAGCUGUGGCUGAGCUGAAAUGCUUAACAGGGUUGUACCUGCACUUCAACAAUUUGUCCGGAGAGAUUCCCAGAGAGAUUUCCAAUCUUACUGAGCUGACUGAUCUCUAUCUCAACGUGAACAAUCUAUCUGGUGCUAUACCCAAUGAGAUAGGGAAAAUAGAAAGUCUUCAAGCUUUACAGCUAUGUCGUAACCAGCUGACGGGCAAUAUUCCUAAACAGAUGGGGUCCUUGACGAGGUUAAGUGUUCUUGGUUUGCAAUAUAAUAGACUAACGGGUCCAAUUCCUGCAAGCUUAGGGAACUUGAAGAAUUUAAGAAGGCUUGAUUUGAGCUUUAAUGGCUUCUCUGGUAGAAUUCCAGCUGGACUGGCCAGUAUUCCACAGUUGGAUUUUCUAGAUGUCCGAAACAAUUCUCUCUCUGGCGUUGUCCCUUAUGAUUUCAGGAGAUUAAAUGAAGGGUUCCAGUGUGCGAACAAUCGAGGUUUAUGUGGAUUUGGGUUUUCUACAUUGCGAAACUGCACUGCAUUUGAUAAUGGUGCAGUAAAUGUUGAUCCAUCUGAACCUGCUGGACCAAACAUAAAUAAAACUCCCCCAAAGGAGAACCCUAAGUCUGCAGUUUUCGAUGCUCAUUGCAAUCAAACCCAUUGCUCAAAGUCAACAAGAUUCCCACUAGCUGCAGUUGUUGCAGUGGUUAUUACAGUUACGGUCACAUUGACAGGGGCUGUGUUUGUUACCAUUAUUCGGUAUCGCCGGCGGAAACAAAAGAUUGGGACUACAGCUGAUUCUUCUGAUGGUCGACUUAGCACUGAUCAGGCUAAGGAGUUGUAUAGGAAAAAUCUCUCUCCACUUGUUAGUCUUGAAUACUCCAAUGGAUGGGACCCUUUGGCUGAUGGUCGGAACGGCAUUGGAUCUCCUCAGCAUUUUUUAAACUACUUAAGGUUCAACAUGGAAGAGGUUGAGUCUGCAACCCAGUACUUUUCUGAGGCAAAUUUAUUGGGAAGGAGCAAAUUCUCGGCUGUCUACAAAGGAAUUCUAAGAGAUGGUUCUCUUAUAGCUAUUAGGAGCAUUAAUGUGACCAGCUGUAAGUCUGAGGAAGCUGAGUUUUUGAAGGGGUUGAAUUUGUUAACCUCCCUGAGACAUGAAAACCUUGUUAGACUGAGAGGUUUUUGUUGCUCAAGCAGCAGGGGUGAAUGUUUUCUCAUAUAUGAUUUUGCUCCAAAUGGGAACCUGUCUCGAUAUCUUGAUUUAGAAGAUGGAAGCAACCAAGUUCUUGACUGGCCCACGAGGAUUUCUGUCAUCAGUGGCAUUGCAAAAGGUAUUGGGUACUUACAUAGCACUGAAGAAAACAAGCCUGCGAUAAUUCACCAAAACAUCUCUGUUGAGAAGAUUCUCAUUGACCAACAGUUCAACCCAUUGAUUUCGGAUUCUGGCCUUCCUAAGCUUCUUGCAGAUGACAUUGUCUUCUCUGCUCUUAAAACCAGUGCUGCGAUGGGAUACCUAGCUCCUGAGUACAUUACCACUGGUCGUUUCACAGAGAAAAGCGACAUAUUUGCAUUUGGAGUAAUCAUAUUCCAAGUUCUUUCCGGGAAGCUAUUACUCUCCAACUCAAUGCGAACGGCAGCUGAAUCUUGUAAAUUUCAAGAUUUCAUCGACAAAAAUCUGGAGGGGAAAUUCUCUGAAUCUGAGGCAACUAUGCUGGCAAAAAUUGCACUGAUGUGCACCAACGAGCUUCCAACCAACAGGCCAAACAUGGAGGACAUAAUUCAGGAGCUUAGCAGUUCUAGGAACGGUUCUUGAUGGCCUACUUUUGUGUCUAUAUCUUGGGAAUUGCUGCUGCUGAUGAUCUAAUGAUGGUGACUCAUUAAUAUGCACACUACUGUUGAAGCUGGUCCUAUUUAUUGUUAUAUGUGCUCCCUUUUGAAGGUAACUAAGGCUUGCUGGGAAUGUCAAAAGACUUAUGUUUCUACAAAUCGGUGGAGGUGAGGAAGAUUCCCCUGUGAUUACUUGUUAUUCCUAGCUUUAUGAAAAGCAACAACUGCAAGGAUGCAUAGGAAGAACCUCUGAUCAUUCAUUCCAUUUCUGAAUAUAGCUUCUGAUACAUUGAAGAGAUGCAUUUGCUACCACUAGACAGCAACUGCGGUGCUAACUGCAAAACUGUUUCUGUACAAUUUACUUUUAUCUGUUAAUAACAGCAGUCUUCAACCUGCUAUGUAACUUCAAAAGAUUUGAUUAAUAGUAAAGAUUUAUUAAAUUUUUCUUUA
This is a messenger RNA of Quercus robur (English oak), 2847 nucleotides long. Its product is annotated as probable LRR receptor-like serine/threonine-protein kinase At5g10290. Bases 332 to 2383 code for a protein of 683 amino acids. The transcript has 4 exons. The record is from RefSeq and is a predicted model, not a curated record. Gene Ontology annotation, molecular function: protein kinase activity; ATP binding; receptor serine/threonine kinase binding. Gene Ontology annotation, biological process: protein phosphorylation. Lineage: Eukaryota; Viridiplantae; Streptophyta; Magnoliopsida; Fagales; Fagaceae.